Molecule: messenger RNA, 804 nt
Organism: Abrus precatorius (Indian licorice)
Lineage: Eukaryota; Viridiplantae; Streptophyta; Magnoliopsida; Fabales; Fabaceae
Product: alpha carbonic anhydrase 4-like
Exons: 7
Coding region: 1-804 (267 amino acids)
Molecular function (GO): carbonate dehydratase activity; zinc ion binding
Source: RefSeq, a predicted model, not a curated record
AUGACCCUCCCCACCAAACCCAACUUGCUCUCUUUGCUUCUCCCAGUGCUCAUUCUCUAUUUCUCUAUCUUCAUUGCAACAGCUGGUAUGAAAACAAAAGAUGAAGAAUAUACCUACGCUGAAGGAACUAAGAACGGGCCAGCGAAUUGGUGGCGUCUGAACCCACAAUGGAAAGCAUGUGGGAAUGGAAAACUUCAAUCUCCCAUUGAAAUCAUAGACAAAAGCGUGGUAGAGCUUCCUCAAUUGGGUGAACUUAAAUUAGAUCACAAACCAGCUCCUUCUAUUCUAAAGAAUAGGGGUCAUGACAUCAUGGUGCAAUGGAAUGGGGAUGCAGGCCAGCUUGAGAUAAAUGGAACUUACUACAAACUGAUACAAUGCCAUUGGCAUACACCUUCAGAGCACAAGUUGAAUGGAAUUAAGUUUGACAUGGAAAUACAUGUAGUCCAUCAAAACACUAAAGGAGAAAUUGCUGUUAUUGGAAUAUGGUAUAAAAUUGGCGGUCCAGAUCCCUUUCUUUCAAAGCUGAUCAACAACAUAAAAUCAAUUGGCGACAAAGAGAUAGAUUUAGGAGUAAUCAACCCAAGUGACAUCAGUUUCAUCAGCAAAAUGUAUUACAGAUAUGUUGGUUCCCUGACAACUCCACCAUGCACUGAAGGUGUUAUUUGGACAGUAAUGAAGGAGGUGAGGACAGUCUCAACAGAGCAGUUAGAUGCCUUGAAAGGAGCUGUUCAUCACGGAUUUAAGGAAAAUGCAAGACCAACACAGGAACUUAAUGGAAGACAAGUUUGGUCAUAUACUCCGUAG